Messenger RNA from Rubroshorea leprosula, 3136 nucleotides. NCBI's taxonomy places the organism in Eukaryota, Viridiplantae, Streptophyta, Magnoliopsida, Malvales, Dipterocarpaceae. The record is from the annotation of a GenBank genome assembly.
GCACACAAAAACCUGUUUCUUCUCUCUAGUAUUCCAAAAAGAAAAAAAAAAAAUGAAGUUAGAUCUGCGUUUGUUAUCCAUUCUCAAUGCUCUCAUCUACAUGAAUCACCUAUUAUUUGCCUUCCAAUCUCUUCCCACGGCUGCCUUGAAUCCAACUAAUGAAAAUGACAGACUUGCAUUGUUGGCCUUCAAGGAUCGAAUUGUUGAAGAUCCAUUAGGAAUCCUGACCUCUUGGAAUGAGUCUUCUCAUUUCUGCAAUUGGACAGGAGUUUUAUGCAGUAAGAAGCACCAAGGUAGAGUUGCCGUCUUGAAUUUAGGAGGCCAAAAGCUGGCUGGUUCAAUACCUCCUCACAUUGGAAAUUUAUCCUUCUUAAGGCAAAUCAACCUCAGUUACAACAGUUUCAAAGGCGAGAUUCCUCAACAAAUUGGUCGUUUGUCCCGACUAAGAUAUCUUAUUCUCGGUUUCAACAAUUUUCAUGGUAAAAUCCCAAUGGAGCUUGAAAAUAUAACAAAAAGCCUACAGGGAAGUAUACCAGCAGAGCUUGGAAAACUUCUAAACUUGCAAUUCCUACAACUUUCAGGAAACAAUUUAUCUGGGGAGGUACCACUUUCUAUUUACAAUUUAUCAUCACUACAUCUACUUUCUUUCGCAGAGAACCAGUUGCAUGGUAGAAUUCCAUCUAAUGUUGGCUUCACUCUUCCUAAUCUUCGGGGUUUCUAUGUCCCUUUAAACCAUUUUUAUGGAGAGAUGCCAGCUUCUUUUCUAAAUGCUACCAAAUUAGAAGUUCUUGACUUUGGGUAUAACAAUUUUAGUGGCGUGGUACCUUCAAACCUUGGAAGCCUAAGGAAUCUUCAAACUCUAUUUCUCAUGAGAAAUCAGUUGGAAAGUGCAGAAGGAGAAGGUUUAGGUUUCAUAACUUCUUUAACUAAUUGCACCAACCUUCGCCAAUUGAGACUUGACGGCAACAAUUUCGAAGGUGAAUUACCCCUUUCAAUUGCCAAUCUUUCAACUAGGCUUGAAAUGUUCGCCAUAGGCAACCGACGAAUUUCAGGUAAAAUCCCCAAAGAGAUUGGGAAUCUGGUUGGCUUAGAAUAUUUGGUUAUAGCCCGUGCCACUAUUACAGGUGAAAUUCCUUCUUCUAUAUGCAAACUAGAAAAGCUAUCUGAUAUUGAGCUGCAGGAUAAUAGAAUUUCAGGGCCAAUUCCAUCCUUCCUUGGAAACCUCACCCAACUUCAAUAUCUUAACCUAGAAGAGAACAAUUUGAAUGGCCUGAUUCCUCCUAGUUUGGGAAAUUGUACACAACUUGAAUAUCUUUACCUUGAGAACAAUUCCUUAUUUGGUAACAUACCGAAACAACUUUUUAGCUUAUCUCAUCUCAUAGACCUCUACUUGCCACAGAAUUCAGUUACAGGACAACUGCCCAUAGAUUUAGCUGAGGGUAAAAUGACCAACCUUGUGCAUUUGAGUGUUCAACACAACCAAUUGUCAGGAGGAAUUCCAAGUGCCUUAGGUGAUUGCUUGAUGUUAGAGGGACUCUGGCUGGAUGGUAACUUGUUUGAAGGAGGCAUCCCACCAUCAUUUAACAAAUUGAGAAGCCUUGUAUCGUUGGACCUCUCCAAUAACAAGUUGUCUGGCAAAAUUCCAGAAUACUUCGAAAAUUUUCCUUUGUUGCAAUACCUAAACUUAUCAUUCAAUAAUUUUGAAGGAGUGUUGCCAACUGGAAGGAUCUUCGAAAAUACAAGCAUAAUUUCUAUUUAUGGAAACCCAAGACUCUGUGGAGGCAUGCAUCAGCUAGCACUUCCUACAUGCAAGAUUGGAGACAGAAAGCUUCAUCGUUUGAUCUUGUUGAUCUCAAUAAUUGCUUCAUGCUCAAUAUUCUUGAUGGUAUCGCUUCUUGUUAUCUUUGCAUACAGAAGAUCGAAAAGGAAAGCUUCAACUUCUACCGAUGUGCAAGACCCAGAACAAUAUUCAAAGAUUUCUUAUGCAGAGCUAAGUCAGGCAACCAAUGACUUCUCAUCAUCCAACUUGAUUGGUGAGGGAAGUUUUGGUUCUGUUUAUAAAGGAAUUCUGAGUCGAGAUGGAAUGCUAGUGGCGGUGAAGGUUUUAAACCUUAAGAGGAGAGGAGCUACUAAGAGUUUCAUGGCUGAGCGUGAAACAUUAAGAAAUAUUCGACAUCGAAAUUUGAUCAAGAUUGUAACUGUUUGCUCAAGUAUAGACUUUAGAGGAACCGAUUUCAAGGCUUUGGUUUAUGAGUUCAUGCAAAAUGGAAGCUUAGAGGAGUGGCUACAUCCAAAUGAAGAUCAAACUGGUGCACAAAGUUUAAGCCUCAUUCAAAGACUCAAUAUACUCAUUGAGGUCGCUUCUGCAAUUGAAUACCUUCAUAACUAUUGCCAACCAUCAAUUGUUCAUGGAGACCUUAAGCCAAGCAAUGUUCUACUUGAUGAGGAAAUGGUUUCUCAUGUUGGUGAUUUUGGCCUGGCAAGAUUUUUAUCAAUUUCUCAAAACCAAAGCAGCUCCAUGGGUGUGAAAGGAACACUUGGCUAUGUAGCCCCAGAAUAUGGCAUGAGCACCAAGAUAUCCAAGCUUGGUGAUGUCUAUAGUUUUGGAAUUCUCUUACUGGAGAUGAUUACAGGGAAAGCACCAACUGAUUCAAUGUUCAAAGACAACUUCACCAUUCACCAAUUGGUCAAGACAAGACUUCUUGAAAGGGUAACUGAUAUUAUAGAUCCUUCAUUACUUCAGGAGGUUCAAGAAGCAGAAAAUUCAAAGGCAAGGAAUAUGGGAAAGGGAGUUGGUGUUCUGGAGAGCCUCUUGGCGGUUGCUGAGGUUGGAGUUGUCUGCUCAAUGGAGUCACCAAGUGAAAGAAUGGAGAUGAAAGAAGUUGCUGCAAAAUUAUAUGCCAUUAGAGACAAGUUCCUCCAUCGGUAGAAGCACAUGAUUCUCAUCAGUUGAUUCGAUCCAUAUCAAAGUAGAGUUAAUCGCUUGGGAAUACUUUCGUUUUGUGCCUAUUUUUAUUAAUUAGUCUUUUUUUCUUCUUUUUUAGUCAACUUGUUAUUUCUUCUUAUGAUUUUGGACCGAGUUGUAUGGAAUAUGGUUUCUUUUAACGCAAAAGAGUGCCUAAGAUCAUAUCUGUCU